Molecule: messenger RNA, 2460 nt
Organism: Pneumocystis murina B123
Lineage: Eukaryota; Fungi; Ascomycota; Pneumocystomycetes; Pneumocystales; Pneumocystaceae
Exons: 9
Coding region: 1-2460 (819 amino acids)
Biological process (GO): microtubule nucleation; cytoplasmic microtubule organization; mitotic cell cycle
Cellular component (GO): gamma-tubulin small complex; equatorial microtubule organizing center; centrosome
Molecular function (GO): microtubule minus-end binding; gamma-tubulin binding
Source: RefSeq, a predicted model, not a curated record
AUGAGACGAUCUUCUUCACCACCUUCAAGCAAUAUAUCGGGCUUUCCUCGUCGUCAAUCCCUAAGAUCAUCUAUGAAUGAGUCUCAACCAUUAGAAUUAGUGCUGAAUAAUGGUUCAUAUGAUCAAAAGGCGCCUUUGGAAGCUUUAACUAAUUCUCCCUUGAAUCAAGAGAGGAAAAGUGAUACGGACAGUAAUUCUUUAUAUGAAGGACAAGGUCGUAUAUUAUCAUCUUUGAAAAAAGAUAAAACUUAUGUCCCUGUAUAUGAGUUGAAUCGAGCAAUUCGUAGCACUGCCCCGUUGGCUAAGCAGAUUACAGUGUCAUUUAGUGCUCCUCCGUCUUUUUCUUUUGAAGGUGUAUCACCCAAUUUACAAGAAGUGUUUUUGAUGGAUGAUUUGUUGUUGGUUCUAAUGGGGAUUGAGGGAAGAUUUAUACGAUAUCAAAAUGAAGAGGAUCGCUGGGAUGAUAAUAAUCGAUUAGCGGGUGUGAAAUUUAGGAUAUCAAGUGGUGUAGAGCCCUGUCUUCUUGACUUGACGAGAAUGAUAUUGAAGGUUGCGACAUGUUACAUUAGUAUUGACGCUUUUAUCGAUAUAUAUAGUAAACCGGAAUGUGGUUUGGUAAAUCAUGCUCUUUGUGCAGCAAUGAGGGAGUUGUUAAAGGGUUAUUUUACUUUAAUUGCCCAGUUGGAACAUCAAUUUAAUACAAAUCCGUCUUUUACUAUACAUACGUUUCAUCUUUAUAUGCAUUCUACAUCUCAGUCAUUGUUUGGAAUGCAAGCGUUGAUUCAUGAUAUAUUGAAAAAAAGUUGUGUUCUUGAUGAAGAAAAUAGUGAUGAUAGUAUCGAUGACGUAGAUUCUUUUCUUCGAUCAAUUCAAGAUAAAGGUAUCACUAGUAUUGUUAAUUCGAAGGUAUGUAAGGGGGGAUCUGUUCUAGAAGUUAUAACAAAUCGUCUUUUGUCUUUAUCAGGGGAUCCCCGUGCAAAAAAGCUUUUGGAAUAUUUGUUAAAGGAAACAUCUAAGCCUUAUAUGAAAAUGCUGAAUGCAUGGAUGCAUCGGGGUGAAAUACGUGAUCCUCAGUCUGAGUUUAUGAUUAAGGAGCAGAAAAGUAUAAAGAAAGAUAGGCUUGAAGAUGAUUAUAUUGAUGAAUAUUGGGAGAAAAGAUAUACAAUCAGAGAUAAUGAAGUGCCGUCUCAAUUAGAACCUGUUAAAACAAAAGUUUUAGUUGCUGGAAAAUAUCUAAAUGUUGUUAGAGAAUGUGGUGGAAUAAAUAUAUCUAAAGAUUUAUCUGAUAAUAUGCCUUCUACGUUUGAUGAUAUAAGGUUUUUGGAUAGUGUUAAUGCCGCAUAUGCUCAUGCUGAUGCGUCUUUGCUUAAAUUAUUGCUUGAAACGCACGGUCUUUCUAGUCGUUUCUUAUCUUUAAAACAUUAUUUUUUUCUUCAUCAAUCUGAUUUUUUUACUUAUUUCCUUGAUUUGGCAUCUCAUGAGCUAAAAAAGCUUGUUAAGGAUAUUUCUUUGACAAAGCUUCAAAGUUUAUUGGACAUUUCUAUUCGGAUUCCUGGAAGCAUUGCUUCUAAUGAUCCUUUUAAAGAAGAUAUUAAGGUUCAAAUGAGCAAUGUUGGAUUGGUUGAGUGGCUUAUGAAAAUCGUAAGUCUUAGUGGCAUAGAUGAAACUGCGAUUGCAGCAGGAACAAUAUGGAUAGAUGAUUAUCAGAGUCAAACAUAUAGUACAGAAAAAAAGGAUAAGGAAUUUACUGGUAUCAAUGGGCUACAAUUUGAUUAUUUUGUACCUUUUCCUCUUUCACUUAUUAUUUCUCGCAAGGCCGUUUUACGUUAUCAACUUAUUUUUAGGCAUUUGUUGAGCAUGAGACAUUUGGAACAAUUAUUAGGAUCUGCUUGGCUUGAUCAUUCUAAAAAUAUGUCAUGGAAAAAAUACUCAAUUUGUUCACAGGUUGAAAAAUGGAAGAAUCGUGUUUGGCUUUUGCGUUCAAAAAUGCUUAAUUUUGUCCAACAACUUUUUUACUAUUGUACAAAUGAAGUUAUGGAACCUAAUUGGCUGAUUUUUCAGAAAAGACUUUCAAAAAUAUUAACUGUUGAUCAACUUAUGCAAGAUCAUAUCGAUUUUCUUGAUGCAUGUUUAAAAGAAUGUAUGUUGACGAAUUCUAAGUUACUUCGUGUUCAAGCAAAAUUGAUGACAACAUGUACUAUGUUUGCAUCUAAUACAAAAUACUUGACUCGUUCUUUGGCUUCUGUAGAAGACAAUAAUUCCACUGAACCGCAAAUUGAUUUUGUUAAGAUGAAAAAACUUGACGAUAUAUUACAUAAAUAUGAGGAAAAUUUCUCUCAUCAUUUAAAAAUCUUGCUUGAUACAUGCAAUUACUUUGCAAAAACUGAAACAGUUUCUCUUUUAUCUUUGAUAAUACGUUUAGAUUGGAAAGAAAGUAGGGAAUUAUCUGAUUUUCUAUAA